UAGAGCUCAAGUCUCCGCUCGAAGCCGGGAGUCACGCAAUGUUCCGCCUAAUGAUGUUGCUAGCGGGGCUCCGUGGCUUGCUAACGUCAAGACCCGGUUUUCAAAAUUCAUUUCUACAAAUUAUAUUUCCAGAGAAAAUCCAAGCAAAUACAAGUGAUAAUUCAAAAGUAGAAAAUGAACAGGUAUCCUAUAUUAUUCCAAUAGAUGAGAAACCAUAUACCGUGCACCUUAAGCAAAGAUUUUUUUUAGCAGAUCAUUUCAUGGUUUAUUUGUAUAAUCAAGGAUCUGUGAAUUCUCAUUCUUCAAAUAUUCAGACUCAAUGCUACUACCAAGGAUAUAUUGAAGGAUAUCUGAAUUCUGUUGUCACACUUAGCACCUGCUCUGGACUGAGAGGAAUAUUGCAGUUUGAAAAUGUUUCUUAUGGAAUUGAGCCUAUGGAAUCUGCAGUUGAAUUUAAGCAUCUUCUUUAUAAAUUAGGAAACGAAAACAAUGAAUUUGCAGUUCUUACUGAAAAUAACCAAGACACAGAACAAAACCCAAUGGACUAUAAUAUUUUUAUAAGUGAAAAACCAGAAUCAGCUGUUUCAGAUUUAAUUCCUCUUUAUGUAGAAAUGCAUGUCGUGGUGGACAAAGUUUUGUAUGAUAACCUGGGCUCUGAUAGCAUGAUGGUAACAAAUAAAGUCAUCGAAAUUAUUGGCCUUGUAAAUUCAAUGUUUACCCCAUUUAAAAUUGCUAUUGUGCUGUCAUCUUUGGAAUUGUGGUCAGAUAAAAAUAAGAUCUCUACUGUUGGUGAGGCAGAUGAAUUAUUGCAUAGAUUUUUAGAAUGGAAAAAGUCUUAUCUUACCCUAAGGCCUCAUGAUAUUGCAUAUCUAUUCAUCUAUAGAGAUUAUCCAGAUUAUGUGGGAGCAGCAUUUCCUGGAAAGAUGUGUGUUACCAGUUAUUCUGCAGGAAUUGCUUUGUAUCCCAAAGGGAUAACCUUGGAGGCAUUUUCAAUUAUUGUCACCCAGAUGCUGGGACUCAGUCUGGGCAUAUCAUAUGAUGACCCAAGGAAAUGUCGAUGUUCAGGAGCCAUCUGCAUAAUGAGUCCAAAAGCCAUGCAAUCCAGUGGUGUGAAGACUUUUAGCAGUUGCAGUUUGAGUGACUUUGAAAAUUUCAUUUCAAAUAUGGGUGCCCAAUGUCUUCAGAAUAAGCCACAAAUGCAGAGGGCUCCGGCAGCAAUCUGUGGGAACGGCAGAGUGGAGGGAAAUGAAAUCUGUGACUGUGGUACUGAGGAACAAUGUGGACCUGAUAGCUGUUGUAAUCCUCAAACUUGUGUGCUGAAACCAAAUACACAAUGUGAUAGAGGAUCAUGCUGCAACAACUGUCAAUUUAUGCAAGCAGGUGCUGUAUGUAGGCCCAUUGCGCAUCCUGAAUGUGAUGUUCCUGAGGUUUGUAAUGGAAGCUCAGGAAGCUGUCCGGCUGAUAUAACUAUACACAAUGGACACAAAUGUAAAGGAGGAGAAGCUUUUUGUUUUGAUGGAGGCUGCCAAGAUCUUGAUGCACGUUGUGAGAGCAUAUAUGGAAAAGGUUCAAAAAAUGCUCCAUUUGCCUGCUAUGAAGAAAUACAGUCUCAAACUGAUAGGUUUGGGAACUGUGGUAGAGAAGGAAGCAGAUAUAAAUUUUGUGCAUGGAGGAAUCUUAUAUGUGGCAGAUUAAUUUGUACCUACCCCUUUCAAACUCCUUUCCUUCGAGACGGUGCUUCUGUGAUUUAUGCUUUUGUGCGAAAUACUGUAUGUAUAACUAUGCACUACACAACGACGGGUAGAGAAGAUCCAAUGAUGGUCAAAAGUGGCUCUAUUUGUGAUACUGGGAGGAUUUGUGUAAAUCGUGAAUGUGUAGAAUCAAGGAUACUUGCAGACAGAUCAUAUAAUUGUUCACUAAAGUGCAAUGGACAUGGAGUGUGCACUUCCGAGAUGACAUGCAACUGUUCUAGUGGUUACAGCCCUCCAGAUUGCCAAGCGCGCUCCAGAGAAUCUUCCAGAUUGCCUGGGGGACAGGGCAAGUAUCUAUCUCUUCUUGAAAGAGGUUUUGAGAAGGCUGGGAAGAAGCGGUGGCUUUUGGGUAUCUACAUUGCUUUACCUGUUCUCGUCGUAGCAACCAUAGUAGCUGUUUCAUGGAAGCCUUUGAAAAAGUGGUUCAGCAAGAAAGAGGAACCGCAAAGUAGCGAAUCAGAAGGCAGCACUCACAGAAAUGCUAGCAGGUCCACAUCAGAAAGUAGUAGCCAAACAGAUACUGUCAGAUCGAGUUCAGAAAGUAGUGCCCAAACAAAUACCAGCACCUCCAAGUCACAGAAAAGCAGUGAAACACUUAACAGUAGUAACUAAUAAUUCCUUCAGAAGGCAAUGGAUAUUACUGGGGAUCUCACUGAGAAAUGAAAAUGCAGCCUGUUCUCCCCUGGUCACAGCUGAAGGAAGCAAUAAACCAAGAUGGACCAAUUUGCAGGAGCGUCUGUUUUUAUUUCUUCCUCCACCCCUGAGGCACAGUUUUGCCAUUUCAGGGCCCUUGACUGCAGAUAGUCAGUCUCAGCUCCCACUGACUCCCUGAGCUCUUCUCCACAGCUCUCUCCACCACCCACUCGGAUUUACUGCCUGGGGCCCCAGAUGCUGGGGAUCUGCAUCAACUUCUCUCACUCAGGAAAGGACCUGGGUGCGGACUGUGUUCCCUCUCCGGGUCCUUCUCACUGGACUUGGCUGGCUGCAUGCAGAUCUCAGUUAAUACAGUCAUUUGACCACCUCACCCUCCCCACAACCACAGAACCAGGGCUUCUCAGGGAAGCUGUGCUCCUUCUGGGGACUGUGCUUUACCUUCCAGGCCUCUCUCUCUGCUUACCAUCUUUCUCUUGCCCCUCGGCUGGGUGACCUGCAGGGUGAAUCCCAGAAGGCAGAAGGACCCAGAGAGCUUGGGCUUCGGUCUCCGGGGCAAAGAUUAAUCCCUUAUGAGAGUUUGGUAUGAAGAUUGAUAAAUCGAG
Molecule: messenger RNA, 3007 nt
Organism: Balaenoptera ricei (Rice's whale)
Lineage: Eukaryota; Metazoa; Chordata; Mammalia; Artiodactyla; Balaenopteridae
Gene: ADAM32
Product: ADAM metallopeptidase domain 32
Exons: 24
Coding region: 39-2363 (774 amino acids)
Biological process (GO): cell adhesion; proteolysis; binding of sperm to zona pellucida
Cellular component (GO): plasma membrane
Molecular function (GO): metalloendopeptidase activity
Source: RefSeq, a predicted model, not a curated record